CAUUAUAAGAAGGCAUCUCAAAUCAUUCAAGCAUACCAACCAAACCAACACCCUCUAAGGCUAAAGUUAGGUGUUUUUUUUCUUCCUUCAUCACUAAGAAAGAUGGGAGAAGGUAUUUUCUUGGAUACCAUAUUAGUCCCUUUGAGCUUUCUCAUUACAAUAAUUUACCAUGCCUUUCUUUGUUACAAAAUCAAGAACAAACCUUCACACACAACUUUUGGAAUUGAUAAGUUAAGGAGGACUGCUUGGGGUCUUAACUUAAAUCAGGGUGAUGAUAAAAAAGCUAUGCUAUGUGUACAAAGUUUAAGGAACACUCUUAUGGCCACAAUACUCACAGCUACAAUAACAAUUCUUGUAAACUUGGCUUUAGCAGCUCUAAACAACAAUGCAUUCAAUGCAAGCCAUCUCUUUACUAGUGAAUUUUUCGGUUCAAAAUCGGAUAAAAUCUUCGUUUUGAAGUAUGGUUCAGCAUCAAUAUGUUUGUUGAUUAGUUUCUUAUGCAGCUCAAUGGCCAUAGGAUUUCUAAUUGAUGCAAAUUUUUUGAUGAAUGCUUAUGGAGAUUUUUUGUCUGGUGGUUACACACAAAGUGUAAUAGAAAAAGGGUUUACCUUAGCUUUUGUUGGGAAUAGGGUGUUUUGUGUUGCUAUUCCUUUGAUGCUUUGGAUGUUGGGUCCUGUGCUUGUAUUUUUAGCUUCCAUAGCUUUGGUUUGUUUGUUGCAUGAGUUUGAUUAUGUGCCCAAAUUACCACAAAGUCACAAAAGAUGUACCAAUGUAAAGUAAUCUAGCUAGCUAGCAAAUUAAUAUAAAUCCAAUUUGUAUCCUAUAAA
Trifolium pratense (red clover) is the source of this 827-nucleotide messenger RNA. RefSeq lists its product as uncharacterized. The transcript is spliced from 2 exons. Bases 103 to 780 code for a protein of 225 amino acids. Lineage: Eukaryota; Viridiplantae; Streptophyta; Magnoliopsida; Fabales; Fabaceae. The record is from RefSeq and is a predicted model, not a curated record.